AUGCCGUCUCCCGUCCAAGCGCUGCUGCUCGACAUGGACGGCGUGUUGGCCGACGUGUCGCAGUCGUACCGCCAGGCGAUCAUCGACACGGCGCGUCACUUUGGCGUCUCCGUCACACACGACGACAUUGAGCGGCUGAAACUCGCGGGCAAUGCCAACAACGACUGGCACCUUACGCACCGUCUCAUUGGUGUCGCUGCCGCCGCCGCCGCCAGUAGUGGAAGUGGUAGUUCGACCGUUCCAUCGCUCGAGGCAGUGACGGCCCAGUUUGAAGCCAUGUACCAGGGCGUGGGUACCACGCCUGGCCUCUGCGCGCUCGAGACGCUGCUGACUCCGGUUGGGUUGCUGCAAGAGUUACGGUGCCGACUGCCAAAGGGCAUAGCCGUCGUCACAGGUCGGCCGCGGAACGACUGCGUCGCGUUUCUACGCACGCACGGCCUUGAACAUGUGUUUGCGGCGUUGGUUUGCAUGGAGGACUGUCUGCCGAAGCCGUCAGACGAGCCGAUUCGCUUGGCGCUCGACGCUCUCGACGUGCGUCCCGAAGCCGCUGUGAUGGUCGGCGACACCGUCGACGACGUGAUUGCAGCGCGCACAGCCGGUACAGCCGUCUACGGCGUGUUGACGCCAGUGGAUCACGCCAAAGCUGUGCUGGACCAGACGCCAGCGCCGAUUGAAAACGUGCUGCUGCAAUUAGGGGCAGCUAAGGUGUUGAAGCCUGGACUGGCAGAGCUGUUGGACCUCAUUCCACCCGCACAGCGCAGUGACUCGGGCGCGAGCGCUGACAAACGAGGACAGCAGACAGCUGGGAAGCGGGAAGCCACCAAGUGCCGCGUGACAAACGAGACGUCGAUCAACGUCAAGCUGUCAUUGGACGGCACGGGCAAAGCCAAAGUGAGCUCGGGCAUCGGGUUCUUGGACCACAUGCUGUCGGCGUUGGCCAAGCACAGCCGCUUUGAUCUCGAGCUCGAGUGCAAAGGCGAUACGUGGAUCGACGACCACCACACGACCGAGGACUGUGCGCUCACGCUCGGAGAAGCGUUCGAUGCAGCGCUUGGCGAUCGGGCGGGUAUCGCUCGCUUUGGAUCCGCUUGUGUGCCACUGGACGAAGCGCUGUCACGCGCUAUUGUGGACAUCUCGAGCCGCGCACACAGCGAAGUCAACUUGCACCUGGUCCGUCCGACCGUGGGCGAGUUGUCGUGUGAGAUGAUCACGCACUUUUUCGAAUCGUUCGCCAGCGCGGCGCGUCUGACGCUGCAUGUUGACGUCCUCCGCGGCCGCAACGACCACCACCGCGCCGAAGCGUCCUUCAAAGCUCUGGCCGUGGCGCUGCGCACUGCUGUCAAGCACGACGCUACUGCCGGUGUGCCAAGUACCAAGGGCGUGCUAGCUUGA
This is a messenger RNA of Hyaloperonospora brassicae, 1392 nucleotides long. Lineage: Eukaryota; Oomycota; Peronosporomycetes; Peronosporales; Peronosporaceae. The record is from the annotation of a GenBank genome assembly.